This is a messenger RNA of Erythranthe guttata (spotted monkey flower), 1343 nucleotides long. Its product is annotated as zinc finger protein ZAT10. Gene Ontology annotation, cellular component: nucleus. Gene Ontology annotation, biological process: regulation of DNA-templated transcription. Gene Ontology annotation, molecular function: transcription cis-regulatory region binding; DNA-binding transcription factor activity. NCBI's taxonomy places the organism in Eukaryota, Viridiplantae, Streptophyta, Magnoliopsida, Lamiales, Phrymaceae. The record is from RefSeq and is a predicted model, not a curated record.
GCUCUCUCUUUCUCUCACCUCCCUAACUCAGUCGACUAGCUUCCCACCACUUGGCCUCCAAGUAACCAAAACAAAAACGUGAUCAAUUUUAUUCCUAUUUCUUUUGUUUCUAUCCUCUACUUUCUCAACACUUCUCACGCAACUUCCCUCCUAUUUCCCCAAACUUCACUUGUUAUAAAAACUCUUUCCCCAAACACCACAUUUCAUUAUUAUCUCAACAACCAAAAUUCUCUCUCUCUUCCAACAAAACAAUACUUUAUAACUAAAACAACUUUCCAUUACAAAGAAAAAAAGAAAAAAGAAAAAAAUCAAUGGCCCUUGAAGCAUUAAACUCUCCGACGACUCCACCGCCGUCGUCGUUUCAGUUCGACUGCAUGGAGUCGUGGACUAAGGGCAAGCGGUCCAAGCGCCCCCGCGGCCCCACCGAAGAAGAGUACCUCGCUCUUUGUCUCAUCAUGCUCGCUCGAGGUGGACGCGGCGCCGCCGCCGCUUCCACUUCCGCCGUGCUGCCUCACCGGAACACCUUUCGGGGUGUGCGAACCCAAUCUCCGCCGUCGACGCGGGUGAUGGUUCCGGCUGAUCAAGCUACUUCAGCUUCUAAGUUGGUGUACAAGUGCUCUGUUUGCGACAAGGCUUUUGGGUCCUACCAAGCUUUGGGUGGGCACAAAGCCAGCCACCGCAAACUCAACGGCGGCGGCGGCGGCAGCGGGGAAGAUCACUCAACAACCUCCGUUUCCGCCACCACAACAACCACCUCCACCUCCGGCGGUGGCGGCAGGUCCCACGAGUGCUCCAUCUGCCACAGAUGCUUCCCGAGCGGGCAGGCCUUGGGAGGACAUAAGCGCUGCCACUAUGAGGGCGGCGCCCCGAGCGGCAGCAGCGUCGUUACUUCAUCGGAAGGUAUGGGUUCAACCGUGAGUCACCGGGGCUUCGACUUGAACCUGCCCGCUUUGCCGGAAUUGUGGACGGGAUUCGGCUCCGGUUUGGAAGACGAAGUGGAAAGCCCACACCCGGCGAAGAAAUCACGCCUCUCGUUGCCGCCGGCGAAGUUGGAAACUCUUUGAAGAAUCAACACGUCUCAUAAAAUUCAAUUAUUUUGGGAAAUUCAGAUAAUAUUUUUUUUUUAAAUUUGAUUCUUUUUUAGUGGUGGAAAUUAUUUGUGUAAAUAGAAGUCGGAAUCAGUUGAUACUCAUCAUUUGUUUGAUUGAUGUAUUUAUUUUAGUCAGAGGAUAGAUAUAGCAAUUAGUUAAAAGUCUGUUACCCAAUAAUAGCAUUAAUUAAUAUUUUUCCAAAUUGUUUUUGUAUUAUUUGAUUAAUAGUUGAAUUGAAAGUUUCAAUCCCAA